CUCUGCUCUCUCAAAUUUUGUUUCUCUUUAGCUUUUAAACCCAUAUUCUCAUGGAACUUGAAUUACCCAUAUUAAUUUAAUUUCAAUUUUUUUUUGUGAUUUUCAUUCAAAUUAUGAUUUUUUGUUGAUAAUAUCAUAUGAGUUUAUCACAAUUUGGAGUAAUUGUUCUUUACCUGGUCAUAUAUCAAUUAUUAACCCUCAAGUACUUUGGCUUCAGUGUUUAAUUUGAGCUCUUGUUCAUAAUUUUUGAAUAGGUAUGAUGAGUAGAUAGUUGGUUAAUCAACCUUGUUUUUUUUCCUUUUUACUUCUCAAACCCAUAUGUUUUUUUUUCUUCUUCUUGAUUUGAGCAAUAAUACCCAGAAUCUAUUGUUCAAAUUGAUUGUCGAUGAAGACAAUGUGCUCGAAAUUCUCAACUGGGUAUCUCUGUUUUUGGCUUGCCUUUUGUUGUAUGUUUUGGGUUUUUCUUUUUUGCUUUUUGAUUGGUAGGGUUUAAAUUUGCUGGAUAUAUAUAUACAUAUAUAUAUAUAUAUAUAUAUGAAAUGGGUUUGUUUUGUUUCAUUGUGUUUGUCUUUGAUUUUGAUAUAAAUGGGAAAGGUAGCUCUUGGAAGAACCCAGUUCUGAACUUGGUUGAAAAUUUGAAACUGUUUUGGAUUUUUUAUAUAAAUUUGAAAGGGUAUUUUACAGGAAAAAUCUAAUUUGGGAUUUGAUUGAAAUGAAAAACUAGUUGAAUAAAGGAAUUAUUGCUCUUGCCUUUGAUUCUCAUUCCUUUCUUUGGCAGUGACUUUUAAGUGGGAAAGGUAAUUUUUUGCUAAAGUUGUUUAAUUUUUCAUCACAAGUAUUGACAAGACAGGAAUAUUUAAAUGGAUUUGUUUUAAUUCACUAUCUUUGCCACAGGGUUUGUUAUUUAUUUUGCUAGAAUUUUAUCGCUAAUGGUGUUUGUGUUGCAUGGUUUAGAUGGGGUUUGUUUGUUUUACUGUUCUCAUCUUAAAUUUUGAAUUCUUUGAAGGUUGAUUAAGAUGCCAAUGUUUAUGGUUAAACUCAUUACGAUUUUAAUCUGGGAUGUCUCAAUUUUUGUUAAAUAUGCAUCAAAAUGAAGAAUAUUUGGUUGAGGUAUGAGUUGUAUGUCAGAGAUAUUAGACCGGAAAACAAUGGUUCUUCCACUAUUAUUUUGUUGGUAAUGUUGUUUUCGUAAUAUUGUUCUUUGAGUAAAUCAUUCUUUGUUUAGUAAUAUCAUUUUCUUUGUGUAGUCCUUCACUAAUGUCAAUAAUCGGGAUGGUACAUGAUUUAUACCCACUUUAUGUCUUGUCCCUUUUCUUCUUCUUAUGGUUUCCAAUUUGCUUGAAAGCAACUGUUUUUGUUUUUAGUUUGGAAUUUUGAUUCCUAUAUAUAUAUUGUGAGUGUGUGGGGCUCAGGAUUGGGUGGGGGGGCUCUCCAUGUCUAGUGUUGAUUCAUUAGGAAAUUUUUUGGAUAUGAUUUUUUUCCCCUGGAAUCUUAUUUAAUGGUAUGAUGAGUUUCUGGACUCAAUCAUUUACUUAGAAAUGUUCUCAAAAUCAUAUUUCCUUUAUUUUGAUGAGUUAAAAAAAGGAUAUUUUUCUCUUUUUUCGGUUCUUCUCAAGAUAUGGAAAUUUGUUUUUUGAACCAAAUGCAAAUUAAAGGCUGGUAACCAUGGACAAAGGCAAAUUAUAUAAGGAUAACAUGACCUUAUUAUGCAAGAGGAAAAGUUUGUUAUUUACUUUUGAUGUUUCAUAAAUAGUUGGUGAGAGAAUCUAUUUAGCCUUGUUAUGUAAAAUAGUUGUGGAUGCCCAUGACAGAAUUGGAUCUGAGGUGUGUAAUUUUUAACCAUUAAUUUGCUUAAAUGCUCUAGUUAAUCCAGUUGAUUUAUGUGGUUGAAGGCUAAGAAGAUCCUAGCUUUCAUGGGGUCCCAUUUUAGAGAUUUUUAAGUUUGGAACUUAUAGCAAGAUCACUAAUAAUUCAUACUUUAUCAUCUUGUUAUUGAAUUGCCCCUUGUGAUCAGACUAGAGGGUUGAUUCAACAACUAAUGGCUAUCUUAGAAGGACAUUAUAGUGGGAUUCUGGGUUAGCUUGGGGGAAGUGCAAUCAUGGCCUUGCCUUUCUAAUGUAGAACACUGCAGGGAAGAGGAGAGAAUAAGAAGAAAAUGGCCAUAAUCCUAACACAACAGCCACAACCUUAAAACAAACAAUAUUAUAAAUCCAUACUGCAUAAUACAAUGUAUGAUGCUUGGGGCUUGGAAGCAGGGAUACUGACUGGAGGGUUGCUUGUUUUUGAAAUGUUUGGUUAAUUUGAAUAGAGUUCAAGGCAGCAGGGUUAUAGGUCUAUUUUGAAUGGAGUUACUUGUCUGGCUGCUGUGCUGGUAUUUGUUGAUGUUGCACUGGUUUCUGGUAUUUGCUGAGAUUAACCCAUUGGUUCCUCAAUCAUGUCUGGUUAAUUUGUCUUGCUGUUGUGCUGGUGUUUUUAGGAUGAUUGGAGGGUUGCUUGUUGUUUUGACAUGUUUGCUUAAUUUGAAUGGAAUUCUAGGCAGCAGGGUUAUACGUCUAUUUUGAAUGGAGUUAUUUGUCUGGCUGUUGUACUGGUAUUUGCUAACCCAUUGGUUCCUCAAUCAUAUCUAUCUUGCUGAUGUUACACUGGUAUGUGUUGAUAUUUUGUGUGAUGCUGAUGUUGUUGGCUCUUGCUUAGCAGUGGCUGCAACCUGAGGACUGGUGAUAGGUUCUCGUUUUCCUGCCCUGUUGCUCAGCUGGUUUUUCUUUGCCUUUGCUCUGUUUGCUCUUUUUGUUGGUCUCUCACCAACUGGGAGGUUGGAGCUUGAAAUAGCUCCAAGCUCCUCUUUAUUGAUGUAAUUCAUCGUAGUUUGUAUGUGUUUCAUCAAUAAAGUCUUCUUUUUGCCGAUCAAAAGAAAAAUAAAAAAUAAAAAAAAAUGCCAAAACCUAAUGCUUUUACAUUAUUACAUAGACUAAAAUUCCUAAUACAAAAUAGGAAACUACUCCCUAAAAAUAAGAAACUAAAUAUUGAUAAGAUAUUAAAUUAAGCUAUAAUUAAAAAUAAAAUAAGUAAAUUUUUGGAUUCUUGGACAAGGAUGUAGGUACAUGUACAGGAAUGAAUUCUUGGAUGGUCCUUUGAUAUGGGCAACAGUUACUAUGUAUUUACCCCAAGUUAUGAUCAGCUAGUGACUUGAAUUCAUUUUUAUCUUUGCAUAAUUUCAUGAUGAUGGAUCCCUCGUCAUUGUAUUCCAGUUCCAGGAAUUUUUCUAAUCAAUAUGGAAACAUGAGGCUAGACGUCGACGACAUGAGUUAUGAGGAACUUCUUGCUCCAGGGGAAAGGAUAGGAAAUGUCAACACUGGCUUGUCUGAAGAUGUGAUUUCGAAGUGUUUGAGAGAAACAAAGAUCUAUUCAAAUCGAAGCCAUGAAGAAGGAACCUUGCAUCUGUCUUACAAGAAAUGCAACAGGUUAAUUGUUCCAGUUAUUGCCGCGGGCUUAGGUGUCUUAACACAUACAUUGGACACCCUUGUCCUUGUGAUAGGAGCAAGUGGAUUUGCUACAACUGCAGCUGCAACUACUAUAGGAACUGUUGUCGGUGGUUUUAGAUGAUCUCUUAAUAGUUGUCGAUAUGUUUAGAAAGUUAGAUAUGCAUAGUUUUGGAUGGUUUAAACUUUUUGUACAGUUUAGAAUUUAAGAAUAUAGUUUUCGAAUGUUUGGAAUGUAUAGACAAUUGUUGAAUGUUUAUAAUAUAUAGAUAUAGUUUCUUUU
Messenger RNA from Camellia sinensis, 3762 nucleotides. The record is from RefSeq and is a predicted model, not a curated record. Lineage: Eukaryota; Viridiplantae; Streptophyta; Magnoliopsida; Ericales; Theaceae.